Messenger RNA from Salarias fasciatus (jewelled blenny), 3948 nucleotides. It is a transcript of the gene dhx36, whose product is annotated as DEAH (Asp-Glu-Ala-His) box polypeptide 36. Gene Ontology annotation, molecular function: G-quadruplex DNA binding; ATP binding; RNA helicase activity. The record is from RefSeq and is a predicted model, not a curated record. The transcript is spliced from 26 exons. The coding region runs from base 230 to 3442 and encodes 1070 amino acids. Lineage: Eukaryota; Metazoa; Chordata; Actinopteri; Blenniiformes; Blenniidae. Gene Ontology annotation, cellular component: cytoplasm; intracellular anatomical structure; nucleus.
UCGUCUGUAGCUGUUUAUCCAUUUCUAACUUUAUAUCGUUGUUGAAUGAGUACGUGAGUGCUUCUGCACUGUGUCGCUGUCAGGGAUUUAUCUGUCGCUCGCUGGAUACUUGUGGUCACGUAUUUUUAUCGUCCGCACUCCAGCGGGAAGCGGGUUGCGGUUCAGCAGCGUUAGCAAUUAGCUACAAGCUAACGUUCAGAGUUAUUGAGUGUUCGGUGCGAUCGCCGGCAUGAGUUAUGAAUACGGCGGCGGGCGUGGAAGGAGAGGAAGAAGAGGAGGAGGUCGUGGAGGAGGUCGUGGGUACAGAGAUGGAAGCAGAGAGAGGUGGGAUAGAGGAGGUGGUGGUGGAGGAGGAGGAGGAGGUCCAAGGGGCAGCGGUUCCGACUUCGACCAGGACCGAGGAGGAGGACCGCGGGACCGUCCUCCUCCACAUCUCAAGGGUCGAGAGAUCGGCUUGUGGUACGCCAGAUAUGGAGUUGUCAGGAGGAAACAAGCCGACAGGAGAGCGCGGGCAGUCGUCCAGAUGGAUGAGGCCAGAGAGCAGCACAUUGCUAAGCUGCUUUCCUCUGUCCAAAACGACCAGCCUGGUCCACAGAGAGACAGCAGGGAGGGAAGAGCUUCGACGUCUGACAACUGGCAGACAGCUGCCAGCAGUAGUGGCCACUGUUACUUUGAUGGGGACAUGCCUGAAGAGGAUAAAAGAGAAAAUGAGAUCAAUUCUGAAGAUGAGGAUGAACUUGACCAAGAUAGGAAGAAAAGUUCUCAAACAUCAAAAAGAUCCCUCUCUGCAGCAGCAGGUAAAGAUGAGCCUCCAGAUCAGUGGGAUGAAGAAGAACUGCAAGACAAAGAGAAACCGCAGCCGGAGAGGAUGGAUAGGGACGUGGAGUUUUUAUUUCAUAAAGUAGUCAGAGACAAGUCACUGGAUGAAUACUUGAAGAUCGAUCUGCAAAACCGGAACAAGAACAAUGACAUGCUGAAAUUCAGGGAGAAGCUGCCAUCGUAUUCUAAAAAAGAGGAGCUGGUGGAGAUGAUCAAUGCUAACCGUGUCCUGGUGGUGAGCGGUGAGACCGGAUGUGGAAAAACCACUCAGGUCACUCAGUUCAUCCUGGACGACCACAUAAACCGAGGCAUCGGCUCCACGUGCCGGGUGGUCUGCACGCAGCCGCGUCGCAUCAGCGCCAUCUCUGUAGCAGAGCGUGUAGCAGCGGAGAGGGCAGAAAGUGUUGGAAACGCAAACUCUUGCGGUUACCAAAUCCGCCUACAGAGCCGGUUACCACGGAGACAAGGUUCAAUCCUGUACUGCACAACAGGCAUCAUCCUUCAGUGGCUUCGCUCAGACCGGUUGUUGUCCAGCAUCAGUCAUUUAGUGUUGGACGAAAUCCACGAGAGGAAUCUGCAGUCAGAUGUUUUGCUCGUCAUUGUGAAGGACUUGCUCAGCCUUCGGGACGAUCUCAAGGUCAUCCUCAUGAGUGCGACUCUCAACGCGGAGAAGUUUUCCAAAUAUUUCGGCAACUGUCCAAUGAUUCACAUCCCUGGUCUGACGUUCCCGGUAGAAGAGUUCCUACUGGAGGACAUUGUAGAGAUGACCAGAUAUUCCCCCCAGAAUAAGGACCGCCGUUCCUCGUGGAAGAGAGGAUUUUGGCAAGGGCGCCAAUCCCGACCCGAGAAGGAGGAGAAAGAGGCCGAAUAUAAAGAGAGCUGGCCUUGUUAUGCGCGCUCACUGCAGGGAAGAUACUCCGACAGCACCAUUCAAACUCUGGAGAUGUUGGACGGUGAUGACAAGAUUGACCUGGAGCUGAUUCUUGCUCUGAUUCGUCACAUUGUGCUCAAGGAAGAGGAAGGAGCGAUCUUGGUUUUCCUCCCCGGCUGGGACAACAUCAGCUCUCUGAACGACCUGCUCAUGGCUCAGCAGAUGUUCAGAUCAGAUCGAUUUAUCAUCAUCCCUUUGCACUCCCUCAUGCCGACUGUAAACCAGACGCAGGUGUUCCAGAGGCCUCCUCCUGGAGUCCGGAAGAUUGUGAUUGCUACCAAUAUAGCUGAGACCAGCAUCACCAUCGACGACGUUGUCUAUGUGAUAGAUGGAGGCAAGAUCAAGGAGACCCACUUCGACACCAACAACAACAUCAGCACCAUGGCGGCGGAAUGGGUGAGCCUGGCCAACGCCAAGCAGAGGAAAGGGCGGGCUGGCAGAGUGCGCCCCGGGAAGUGCUAUCAUCUGUACAACGGUCUCAGGGCCAGCUUGUUGGACGCCUAUCAGUUGCCUGAAAUCAUGAGAACGCCGCUGGAGGAGCUCUGCCUGCAGAUUAAGAUAUUGAAGCUCGGAUCGAUUGGCCGAUUCCUGGAAAAAGCCCUGGACCCUCCGACGACACAGGCGGUCAACCUGGCCAUCAAAAACCUCAAUGACCUGAACGCCCUGGACGACGAAGAGAACCUGACGGCUUUGGGUUUCCACCUGGCCCGUCUGCCCGUGGAGCCUCACAUCGGGAAGCUCAUCCUGUUCGGCGCUCUGCUGGGCUGCCUCGACCCCGUUCUCACCAUCGCCGCGUCUCUCAGCUUCAAAGAUCCUUUCUUCAUACCUCUGGGUAAAGAGAAGAUGGCAGACAUGAGAAGGAAGACUCUGUCCCGAAACUCAAAGAGCGACCACCUCACUAUCGUCAACGCCUUCCAGGGAUGGGAGGAUGCCAAGUAUCGUGGCAGCAGGUACGAGAGGGAGUUCUGCUGGGACAACUUCCUGUCUGCCAACACUCUCCAGAUGCUGCACAACAUGAAGGGCCAGUUUGCCGAACACCUCAUGAACACUGGAUUUGUUAGUAGCAAGAAUCCCAAAGACCCCAAAUCGAAUGUCAACUCGGACAACGAGAAGUUAAUCAAGGCGGUGAUCGUGGCCGGCCUGUACCCCAAGGUGGCCAUGAUCAGGCCGUCUCACAGCAAGAAGAGGCCGGGGGUGAAGGUGUACACGCAGGCCGACGGAAAGGUGUGCAUCCACCCCAAAUCCGUCAACUCCGAAGAGACGGACUUCAACUACACGUGGCUCAUUUACCACCUGAAGAUGAAAACGAGCAGCAUCUUCCUGUACGACUGCACCGAAGUGUCCCCAUUCUCGCUGCUGUUCUUCGGCGGAGACAUCACCAUCCAGAAAGACGAGGACCAGGACACCAUCGCGGUGGACAAGUGGAUCGUCUUCAGGUCUCCAGCUAACAUCGCCCACCUCGUCAAGAGUUUAAAGAAAGAGCUGCACAACCUGCUGCAGGAGAAGAUCUGUAACCCGGCCCCCGUGGACUGGCAGAACCGUCAGUCCAAAGACUGCGCCGUCAUCACGGCCAUCAUAGACCUCAUCACGACGCAGGAGAAGCAGUCGGGAGGCGGUCAGGGCUACGGCAGGACGUGGGCGCCCGCUCCCAGAGGAUCACACCUGCACUUCGAUGACGACGACGACGAUUAGCGAGGGGGUCAGGGAUUGAGAUGGCUGUGAAGAUAAGGCUGUGGAGAUCACGGGUCGGUGGACAUAUCCCUGAUAAGCAGCUGACCUUCUGGAUGAAACCUCGUCGUUCUCUGAACACAACAGGCCCAUUGUUCCAUAACUUAAUUCUCAGCGACACUUCAUUUAUAUUAGAUUUACUACAUGUAAUCUGAUUUGUUUCAUCCUGUCUUCUUACGGUUUACUUUAACUUAGAUGUCAUGAAAUUUAAGAGGAGAAAGAAAAAGGGGAGGAAAAAAAAAGUUUGUAUUGACAUUAUUUGAGAUGCAGCUGCGUUUUGCAACUCCACCAGAGCUUCCAUGUUCAUUAAGUUUGUGACGGGUCACACUCUUGUUUCCGAGCAGUGCCACUUAACAGCUUGAACAAUAAAAAAAUGAAGAUGCGCCGUCACCUUGCUGGGCUUCAUUUGCUUGAUGAGGCUGAGAAAUCAGCAUUCCUGCAUGUUUCGAUUUAAUUCGCUCCGAAUGUCC